Molecule: messenger RNA, 2036 nt
Organism: Zea mays
Lineage: Eukaryota; Viridiplantae; Streptophyta; Magnoliopsida; Poales; Poaceae
Product: chaperone protein dnaJ 1, mitochondrial
Exons: 19
Coding region: 239-1579 (446 amino acids)
Biological process (GO): response to heat; protein refolding
Cellular component (GO): cytoplasm
Molecular function (GO): ATP binding; heat shock protein binding
Source: RefSeq, a predicted model, not a curated record
CCCGCUCACCUUCCUCGCUCCCCACCACUCCGUCCCAUCCCUCGCCUGCCUUCGCACGGGUGCGCCGCCCGUUCGACGGCCACGCCGCGCCGCGCCGCUCAGCUGCCCCGGCACCGGCCCUUCCUCGCCGAGCUCGGGAUCGCCGAGCCCGGUGACCUCUCAGCCAAGCGCUCCAGACGGUUGCAGUCUCCGCAGUCCGAGCCCACCUGUUCCCCAUUGGCUCAGUGCGCCCCCCCCCAUGGGUCGGUUCAGGUGUCUCAGGCAUGCGUCGAGGUUCCUUGCGCUUCAGUCAGGCGAGGUGGUCCUGCAGAGGCGCGCAUGGAUUCAGCCGAACACAUCUUGCAGUUCUACUGGCAUCUAUAUUAGCAAUAAGUUCUAUGAUCGAUUCAUGUUGAUACCAUUUGUAUGGAGCCGGAGUUUUCAUGCUACAGAUCACCGUUGUUCGAAACACAAGGACUACUACAAAAUUCUUGGUGUUCCCAAGGAUGCAUCGCAGGAUGACAUCAAGAAGGCAUUUCAUUCUCUUGCAAAAAAGUAUCAUCCAGACACAAAUAGAGGCAAUACUGCUGCAAAAAGGAUGUUUCAGGAAAUAAGAGAUGCAUAUGAGACACUACGGGACCCUUCAAAGAGGGAGCAAUAUGACAUGCUAUUUUCUAGAGGGUCAAGGGUGGAGUUUGAUGGGUCCUAUCAUGACACAUUCUCGGGAUCCAAUAAUCAGAGACAUAAUCCUUUCACAGAAUUCCGCAGACAGAAUGAUGGCCAUUUCUCUAGUAAAUUCUAUAAAAUAUUUUCUGAGGUUUUCCAGCAAGACAUAAACACUCAGGCAAAUGAUAUUAAGGUAGAGUUGAAUCUGUCUUUUAGCGAAGCUGCCAAUGGCUGCAUAAAGCAAGUGUCCUAUCAUGCAAAAAAUGUUUGUGAUUCAUGUGGUGGGAGAGGUCACUUGCCAAAUGCAAAGAUAUAUGUUUGUCCCUCAUGUAAAGGAUUGGGAAGAGUCACUAUGUAUCCAUUCACAUCCGUUUGUAGUUCGUGCAGAGGCAUCGGGAAAGUAAUAAAGGAUUACUGCUUGACAUGCCAAGGUUCAGGGGUAGUAGGUGGUAUGAAACAUGUAACAUUGGAUAUGCCAGCAGGACUUGAUUCUGGUGACACAAUCAAUGUACCGGAGGCUGGAGAUAGUGGUGGACUUGGUGUCCAGUCUGGAAAUUUACACAUAAAAAUUCAAGUAGAAAUUGAUCCGUUGUUUACCCGAGAUGGUGCUGACAUCCAUGUCGAUAAAAGGAUAAGCUUCACACAGGCAAUGCUUGGUGGAAAAGUUGAAGUACCUACUUUAAAUGGGAAAACAGAAGUGAAGAUACCCAAAGGAGUCCAACCAGGGCAAGUUGUAGUUUUAAGGGGGAAAGGAUUGCCAAAUCCGUCAGGAUAUUUGGGGGACCAAUAUGUCCGAUUCCGAAUUCAUUUCCCCUCGGUGGUUACUGAACGUCAGCGCAUGCUGCUGGAAGAAUUUGCAGUAGAGGAAGCUGCGAAAGAACAUAACACUUUUGUAGCAGGAAAUUGGCUUUAUCAGCAGCUAUCUACUGGUUAAUACUUACAGGUGGGAGCUAGUUGCAGAAAAUAUGACAAAGCAAAAUGUCAUGGUCGGAAUCGGCAUCCUCCUACUGAUUCACCUAAUGCUGAGCAAAGCUAUGAAUUAAGGCUUGGACCCAUGCUCAUUUGUGCUGGGGCAGUGGUGGGGCAACGUCAAACAGUAAAAAUUCUCCGAAGAUUCAGCAUAAAACAAUAAAACAAUGAGAUUGUGAAUCUUUAAAGACUAUUUUCACCCACUAGAGAUCACAAUUUUGAAGGUGUUGGUUAGAAGGUUGUUGAUUUCUAUGGUAAAAUACAUUACAAUAAUAUCUGCUCACAUAGUUCUGAACUAUAUGAAGCUGUCAAUUGAGUUGCCUUAAUUUUUUCCCCCUCUUUCGGUGUAAAUGUAAUGUGGAUGCUCUACAGUUGGAAUAGUUCAACGUGCUGGGUGAAAUUGAAUGUAUCUUUUAAAUUCA